UACAAAUAUCAAUUGUCUCAUUCUAUGUUAUUGACAGCAUAUGUAUUGUUAUGUUAGUAUGUGUGCGUUUUUUAUAGCUAUCGUUGCUGUGCUGUUCGGGCUAUACAUUCAGUACAAGCAUACAAUGAGAAUGAAGAAACAACAAAACAGCUACACGAAAUAAGUUAGUCUCAUUUGAAACGUCAACGCGUCCAGUAAAUGUUUUAUAACGUUGUUGAAACGCACAACAGCACCAACAACGGCAGCAGAAACAGUAAAAAAUAUAUAUAUACACGUUAAUACAUUUACGGAAAGCGAAUAAUAAUCCAACAACAAAAAGUUUAGAUCUGUUUGCUCACUAAUUUAAUUCGGAAACAAAGAUAUUAAAAUUGCUACAGUUCAUGUUCAACGGAGUGUGUUUUUUUUAUUCGUUGUUUUGCGUAUUCAUGAAUCUCAAUUUUUUUGCACUGUCAAAGUCCCAAGUUCAAAUUGAUUACAAUUAGAAUAAAACAGUUCUCCAAUAAGGCACUUACAACAAGUGUAAUUUAAUCAAUGCGGAACGAAAAAGUCUUUUAAACGUCAAAUUUUUAGUUGAAAAAUACAUCGAAACAUUUUUUGUACAACGACGACAUUACAAAACAUGUUGUUUAUGGAAUUCAGUGUAUAAUAAAAAAAAAACAAAGAAUAAUUUUUCACUCGGAGAGGGAUAAACUAAACAAAACAAACAUGACAAAAAGUAAUGUGGUCAAAAUUGCUGUCGUUGCUUUCUUCAUUUCUUGCAAUAUAUUCUGCGCAAUUAGCACUUAUACGAAAGGGGCCACAUCAAUUGAUUUUCUGCGGGCACAAUAUUUACAGCUGGAAGCUGAAUUAUGGAGUAUCGUCGAAAAUGGUGUUGAUCAAUCGAGCGUUUUGAAUCAAAUAUUGGGUCAGCACAAAACAUUUAUUGAUCAAAACCUCACCCUCAGCGACUAUAACGAAAAUGAAUUCUAUUUGCUUGAAAAAAUUUACGAAUGGAAUAUUGUGAAAGAGAGUUUAACGCCAAUUCGCACAUUAUUCAACUCAUUCAAAUUGGUCAUUGACAAAAAUGUUGUUCAAUUUCAACGAUUGGAAUUGACUGAUUUAGCUGAUACGAUUCUUUCAGAAUCGGAAGCUAUAAAUGGCACCGCAGAAAACAUAGAAACUUUUAUGGUUAAACAGGGAACAUACUACAAAGUUAUGCUGGAGGCACAAAAUUUGGUUUGCAUUUCGAAGCAAUCAGCACAACAAGUAUUGUUCCAAAUGUACAAUGCAAUUUCGAUAGCUGAACUCAAAGGAUACGCUAUGAUGCAGUUUUCUUGGAUGAUUUUACGAACAUACGGCAAAGGCAAUUUUACAAAAGAAUCUCACUUGAUGCGACAAAGAUUUGAAGAUCGUGUUCAGAAAACACAAUCAUUAAUGCGAAAAGUAAUGGAGCGCGCUGAUCGAUCUGUGUGGCGCUGUGAUCCAAGGCAUCACAUCGAAGGUGAAACGUUUAUAACUGUGACUAGGUUGUUGCAAGGUUAUAUUGAAAAUGAAGUUGAUAUGAACAAUGAUAACACAUGCCGUGAAAAUUGUGCAGCCUAUCAGUUCAGCGAGUCGUACAGUUGUUACAAAGAAUUAUUCUGUGCACGGCAACCGAAAUGUAAUGGAAAGCUUCUGAACUGCCAGUUCUUCGAUUCAGAUAUGUGGAUUUGUCCAUCUAAACCAUCAAGUAAUCGUCGCUAUGAAUUCAUUGAAUACGAAAACGGUCGCACACUAGGAAAAUCGGGCGUAUGUCAAACCGGAUCAACAAAAGUCGACUCAUGGUGGCGCUGGCUUUUUUGGCAUUGUAGCUAUUGUUUGUGUAUCUGUGAUGAGCAAAGUGUAAAGUCAGAUCGUUAUUUUAAUUUACGAGAAGCCACAUCCAAUAUUUCAGCAAAUAGAGUUAUAACUGGCCUUCGAUUCAAAAAAAUUAACCGUAUAAUUCAUAUUCAAAUCCAAGAAGGAGAGUUACAAGCCAGAGGGUUCGUGAAUGCAUCAACAUUGAGUUGGAAACCUGUAAGUGACUAUAAGUUACUCGAUCGUGGAAUUCGGAGCGGACUUGAUUAUCACACCAUGAGCUGGGACAAAAGAGCUAUCGAUUUGGAUAACUUAGUGGCACCAAAAAGCCAUGUUGUGACCGGAAUAAGAUUAAGAGUUGUUGGCACACAUUUGAAUUUGGAAAUUCGAGUAACUGAAGCAGAUUUUACCACGGGCCGUUUGAUUGAUCCCGAACAAACCAGCUUUUGGAAGUCAAACGAUAAUACGGAAAGUAGCUCGGAUAAACGUACACCAAUUAAAUUAAAGAAUCCAGAUAUUCCAAUCUUAUGUCCAUCACAAUCUGAAAUUGAUUCAGUAUCGAAUCAAUAUAUCGAAUUCACGCACACCGAUUUGGAUCGAGAUGUUGGCCAAACAACCGUGCCAUAUAUUGACGCCCAAGAUGUUAUCUCACGAGUUCCAGUUGCUCUCAGUGGAGCUGGUGUAUACCAUAAAGGAAAAACGAACUAUGGAGGAUUUAUUGGACUGAAAUUGAUUACAUACGAUUUUCAACCACACAUUUUAACACCACGUCUGGCUGAUGAAGCCGAAGAUAUCAAAAUUGUAAAUUUACAAAAAUAAAAGUAGAACAGAAAUUUCAAUAACAAUUUGCUACCUUUUUGAAACAAA
Messenger RNA from Contarinia nasturtii (swede midge), 2682 nucleotides. RefSeq lists its product as uncharacterized. Bases 706 to 2634 code for a protein of 642 amino acids. The transcript is spliced from 5 exons. The record is from RefSeq and is a predicted model, not a curated record. NCBI's taxonomy places the organism in Eukaryota, Metazoa, Arthropoda, Insecta, Diptera, Cecidomyiidae.